UUUUCUGCUUUGCCUCCAUUCCUCGUCCGCCUCCGCCACCGCCUCCGCCUCCGCCACCGCCUCCGCCUCCUCUCUCUCUCUUCUCUCUCUCCUCAAUUCCUAACCUAAUUUCACCUCCAAAUCCCUAACUCCUAACUCCUCUAACUCUAGAGAGAGACCCAUCUCACUAGAAUCACCACUAAUCCUCUCUCUAGGUUGUUCAUGCCGAUUGCCACCUGCAAAAGCCUCUAACUUUGGAGUUAGGAUAGAUAGAUAGAGAGAGAGAGAGGAGUGGGGGGAGGAGGAGAGAGAAAGCUGGUCGGAGACUAAUAUUUUCAGGCACCAGAAAAUGAAUCCGGCUGGUAAUUUGGCCGGAAAAUUUGGAGAUACCACUUACACUAAGGUCUUUGUGGGGGGCUUGGCAUGGGAGACACAGAGAGAAACCAUGAGGAAAUAUUUUGAACAGUUUGGGGAGAUUCUUGAGGCAGUUGUGAUAACUGAUAAGAAUACAGGAAGAUCCAAGGGCUAUGGCUUUGUAACUUUUAGGGAACCAGAGGCAGCCAUGAGAGCUUGUGUGGAUGCUACACCAGUGAUCGAUGGGAGGAGGGCUAAUUGCAACCUUGCUUCUUUGGGUGUUCAAAGAUCCAGACCUUCGACCCCACAACAUGGUGGGAGUCGUGUGAGGAUGAUGAACACGACGACGUUGGGAAGUGGCGUCCAAGGCACAGCAGCGACACCUUUCCCUUCCCCACCCACCUUCCCCCCUCAUUAUUUCCAACAACCCCCCUACCCUUAUAACCUCAGCCUCUAUGGGUAUUCUCAUUACUCACCGGACUACACCUACACAACGAACGGGGAACUUUUGCAGAGUUACUAUAAUGUGUAUGGAGGAGCAACAGCACAAUAUCCAUUCUAUGGAGGGGCAAGCAUCUAUCCUUAUUUCCCCAUAGGUCAAGGGCAGGGGUACCCUCAGGUCCAAUACCCACAGUUUGUGCAGUACUCAGCAGUGAGUGGUGGAGUGACCACUGCCUACCCCAACCAAUAUGGAGGAGGCACACUGUCCAUUGGGACACCACCUACUCCCCCAACAGGCAUGACCAUGGCUCUCCCAGGUGCACCAGCAGCUCUCCCUCCUCCAACCCCUCACCCCUAUCGCCUCCACUCAGUCCUCCCCACUCCGCUUUCUCACUCUACAAUUCCUGAACAACCCUCAGCAUAAGUCUCUCUCUCUCUCUCUUUCUCUCUCUCUCUCUCUCUUAGCUAGGAAGCACUUUUGGGCACCAUGGCCCUUAGCACUCUCCUACAUGCUCCAUACUUAGCCUCAAAAGGCUAAAUUCUCUCUCUACUUCUCAUGAGUCCUUCUCACUUGUUUAGCCUUGGAUAGGCUAAAACUUCCACCUCCAAAUUUGUCUAUGCUUUGCCCAGUGGUUCACCAAAUUUAGCCCCACAUGGCUAAAUUAUUGUUAUAAAAAAAAUAUCACCCUCUAACCUGAGGUUGAGUGACUCUAGGGCAUAAACCCUAAUUCACCUCCUCCAACUUUAGGCCCAUAGGGGCUGAACCCAUCUCCAAACAUGGGAAACAUUCUCUAAAUUUAGCCCUAGAAAGGCUAAAACCCUCACUCCAACUCUUGCCACAAGGGUGGCACAAUUUGACAACCUCACCCAGUGUAAACUUGUGUAAACCCUAGGGAAAGGGAAGCAUUCCACUAACACUUGUUAUUCUUUUUGUUGUUUGGCUCUUGAAUUUGAGGCUAAAUAUUGGGAUUUAGCCUCAUUAGACAGAUGUGGGGUAAAUUUGAUGUCUUUUUUUUUGGGACUCAUUUUUACUAUCUGUCUCACUAACUUUAGGGGAGGCCUCCAAUAAGUUAUUGGAGUCCACUAGGAUUGGUACUGGUACUAUUCUUUUCUUCUUUUUUCUUUUAUUUGUUUCUCUAUUUAGGGAACCCCCCAAACAUGGGAGUAAUCCAAGGGAGAGAUUUUUGGUCUCUGGGUUAGCUUCCCCUAACCCACCCCCCAACCAUGGUUAGAAGUAGGCCAGGACCCAUGUCACAGAUUGUUGUCUUUCUUACCAGUAAGUCACACGUGAGAUGCACUUCAAGAGAAGUACCUAAAAGAGAAAUAUCUAUUUGGACAUUGUGCACAGUGUGGUCCGCCGGGACACGCUAUACGCACCCUUAAUGCUUUAUGUUAUAGUAGAGAUGUAGCAUGUGUUAAGAGGACUUGAUACUAUGGUGACUCCUAUGUUGAUGUUAUUUACUGAAUAAUUUGAACCUUGUACUUUAAUUUGGUAUUAAGCCGAUCCCAAAUGGUUGGGAUGAGGCUUGAAUGAUGAUGAUUUUAAUUUAUUAUUAAUUAGUGUUUGGAUAUUAAUAACUGAUUAUAGCUCUAUCUAUGAUGGGAAGUUUUUUUUA
Molecule: messenger RNA, 2390 nt
Organism: Amborella trichopoda
Lineage: Eukaryota; Viridiplantae; Streptophyta; Magnoliopsida; Amborellales; Amborellaceae
Product: RNA-binding (RRM/RBD/RNP motifs) family protein
Molecular function (GO): RNA binding
Source: RefSeq, a predicted model, not a curated record